Messenger RNA from Paramuricea clavata, 4518 nucleotides. Lineage: Eukaryota; Metazoa; Cnidaria; Anthozoa; Malacalcyonacea; Plexauridae. The record is from the annotation of a GenBank genome assembly.
AAUUGGUGAUGAUGGAAAUUUGUCCAUCAGCAACCCGAUUCAUCCCCUUCUAUCCCGAAAUCGCUGCAGUUCAGUGACAUUUCGACACGUUUUAUUUGAAAAUUUCAAUAUUACCAUAGAUUAUAAUUAUGAACGAAUGGACCAGAUGAUUAAUUUUGUAUAUGAAAUGAUGUUUAAUAAAGUGUCUUGGCCAGAAACGGGAUAAAUCGAUUGUACUGUAUUUUAAACUAUAUUGUGAUAUCUAAAGUUUUUAAAACUUGAGGUAUUAUAUAGGGGUUCCUGCACCUAUAUUUCCUAUUCUCCAAACGGGAAUCAUGGCCAUUUCACGAAGGACUGUCAUACAGCAAGAGGAUGGGCCUGAAAGGAUCUCUGAAAAGUUAUCAAAAGAGAAAGAAAAUAUGAAACAGGAUCGUGGGAGCAUUGCAUUAUUAUUACUGCUGUAUAUACUACAAGGCAUGCCAUUGGGUCUCGCUGGCAGCAUUCCUCUUAUCCUUCAAAGCAGACAUGUGGUUUACAAAGACCAGGCUGUGUUUAGUUUUGCAUUCUGGCCAUUUAGUGUCAAAUUACUGUGGGCACCAAUAGUUGACUCUGUGUUCUCGAGACGUAUGGGUCGACGAAAGUCUUGGCUUAUUCCAACUCAGUAUUUGAUUGGCUUGUUUAUUAUUGUGUUAUCAUCGGUAAGCGAGACAAGCACCUGGUCAGGGGGGAUGUGUAUCAGUCAUCAGAUCUUUCAAACUAGUUGUGUUGGAGCCUUGAAAAUAUGCCAUUCUUGACAAACUCUGGCACUUUUUAAUUCUCUACCAGUGGUGCCGUGGGACCCAUGUUUUUUUUUUUGGGGGGGGGGCAAGACGGGUCUCAACAAUAGGGGGGGCAUGGGCCCCCCGGCCACAGUGCCACUGUUCUCUACACCAAUUGUCAUUUCAACAUGGCCACAUUACAAUUUUAGUCAAGAUGUAAUAGUGACCACAAGUGACAUUUUGUUUUGUCAACAUGAACCACAGAAUAAAGAUAAGUAACAGAAGGGCCACUCAGCGAUGCAACAUGUCCUCGUUUUUUAUGCAAAAAUAUGCAGUUUACUGGCCAGAAGGCGGAGCAGCCAGUACAGUGUGUUUAUUGGCCGGAAAAUGUCAUUGACCGGCUAGGAAAAUGGCAACCAUCAUGCAUAAUGCGACAUGCGCGAGGACAGAAACUUAAAGCUUCCGACGUAUAAGUGGCCCUUCUGUAUGGAUUUUUAUUCUGUGACACGGACGUCCCCCGGAAAUUGGUAUAACUAAUUUUGGCACCAUUUUGCAUCAUAGCCCUUAAUCCGGUCCCCCCACAAUCUGACGUCUGUGUUGACAAAAAUGUCAUUUGCUUAAUUAAGCUCCCUUAUUAAGUACCCAAUCAUGUCUGAUGAAGCUUCAGGACUAUAUUGAACUCUUCUGUCAAGCACAUGUAUCACCAUGUUCUCUUCAUUAAAUAAAUUAUCAAUUAUUUUAGGAGGCAGAUGCUUUGCUGGGUCAAGACAAUAAAGACACAGCAAUCAAUGUUUAUAAACUAACAGCUUUGUUUUUCUCAUUGUGUUUCCUUGCGGCAACACAAGAUAUCGCAACUGAUGGCUGGGCAUUGACGAUGCUGUCUACCAAGAAUGUUGCAUAUGCUUCAACAUGUAACUCUGUCGGCCAAACUGCCGGGUACUUCUUGGGGAAUAUUUGUUUUCUAGCACUAACAUCUCCUGACCUCGCUAACAAAUACCUGAGGUCUACACCACAACAAACUGGCAUAAUAAAAAUAUCUGAUUUCUUGUUAUUUUGGGGCUUGUUGUUUAUUGUAACGACGACAUUAGUCUGGAUUUUUAAACAUGAGAAAGACGACGUUGUCAAACACGGUGUAACUGCAGCAUAUAAGACUGCUUGGAAGAUUAUUUGUUUACCAAAUGUACAGCAAUUUAUGGUCAUACUUCUUACUAUAAAGGUAGUUGCAAGUAGUUUUUAUUAUAAUUAAUCCAUAGACACCAAACACUAGUGUAAAAUUACAAAGUUACAUGAGUUAAUCCAUUAAGUUGCACUUAAUUGCCCCGAUUGCACCCUACUUUAUUAUUUUACUCAACUAAAGCUAGACAAUUUUACUUAUCAAGGUGAGAGCAUUUGUCGACAACUUAUUUCCUGGUUUAAAACCAUCUGGCAUUAGACAGAAUAAAAUAUCAAAGUUGAAAUGUACAUUGGGGCUAAUUAGCCUGGAAAGAACUAAUUAGAUUUUUCUACAUUGCAGAUAGGUUUUGCAGUGACAGAUGCUGCAACAGGUCUGAAACUCAUUGAAGCUGGAGUACCAAAAGAAACACUUGCAAUGUUGGCUGUGCCAAUGAUUCCAUUACAAAUCAUUCUACCUUGGAUAAUUAGUCGAUAUACAUCAGGUACAGUAUUGAAGCAUACACCAAAGCUGAAACCACAAACAGGAUUCCCAGUUGACGCCUACAGUGCACUCGGCAAAUUUCCCACCUAUAAUGUAGACAACAGGCGUUAUUUCCCGAAAUUAUACUACUGUUUUGAAGACUGGUUGGUAAGCAUAAACAAAUGGCAGAUCUGUUCUUGCAAGCCAACCUUUUCACCGUUUGACAACUGUACCUAAUACUACCAACCAAUGGACAUGAAUGUCACACCUUUACCCUUUUAAUGUGCCCUACUUUAUUAAUAUUUUAUUCUGUCUAAUGCCAGACAAUUUACUCAUCAAGGGGAGAGUGCUGCCACUCAAUGGGUUAAUACUUAAUUGAUAUUAUAUUCAAAUACAAUUAUUUUUUCUUUGUAGGACCAAGACCAUUAGAUAUUUCCCUCAAUGCAAUGCCAUUUCGGUUGCUAAUGUCCAUUGUACUUUGCCUGUGUGUUUGGUGGGCACAUCAUGUCCGUACUCCAGGAGAACAGGACUUCCCUGUGUAUUUCUAUCUUGUCUUAUUGUUAUUCUAUGCCUUGCACCAGGUAAUGUAUAUGUAAUGAAAUUAACCCAUCAAGCUGCAAGGCACCAAACUAACUCCUAACUCUUCCAGGAUAUUUGUCAUGCUUCACCUGUUUCUUGCUUUCAAUCUAAGCUUAAGAUCGAAUUAUAUGUUUUCUCUUUAAUUGAACAGUUUUUUAUCUGCUAAUUAACUCAUAUUAACAGUCUCAGUCUUCAAUUAAGUCUUGUAUUACCACUAUCUUAAUUGACUUGACCAGUCAGGCAUCUUGCAGGAUUUCUUUAAUCUUAUAUACUGGAAAUUAAGCUACAUAAUUUAUUUGUUGUAAAAAUUCCAAGAGUUUUGCAAGUCGAGAUUGUUUGAGGUUGAAUUUUAUCACAAACAUUCUCUGAAAUCUACAUAUGGAUGACGUUUUAUGCCCUGGAUAAACUGUUGUUGUUUAUUAACUUGUUUUCUCAGGUAACAACAAAUUGUAUGUUUGUUGCAAUCAUGGCCUUCAAUGCUCGUGUCAGUGAUCCUGUCGUGGGGGGAACAUAUAUGACAUUGCUCAACACACUCAGUAAUCUUGGUGGAGUAUGGACUAGCACAACUGCUCUUUGGUUUGUUGAUGUUUUGACAUGGAAAUCAUGCGUGGGAGCAAACACUACUCAUGUGACUUGUAGUUCAAAACUUAAUGAAAAGGUUUGUAUCAAUGGAAUUUGUUUAAUAGGGAGCUGAAGCAAGUGAUGGUUUUCUCAACACGGAUGUCAGAUUGCCGAGGGAGGACUAGAUAUAAACAAAUUCUGAUGUAUAAUUUAUCGUAAUUUUAUUUUUUUAGAUGUGUACGGAUGCUGGUGGAAAUUGCAUAACAGAUAUUGAUGGCUACUAUAUCGAGACUGUUAUAUGUAUUUGUAUUGGAUUUUUAUGGUUGAGAUGGAAACGACAUACAACUAGUCAACUGCAAGAUCAGGAUCCAAGCACAUGGAAAACAUCUUAAUUUUAUAGACUAUAUAUCAUACCGUAGUUAUUUAUGAUCUAUUAUACAUAUUUUAUGUGAUAUGGUUAGCAUCAUUGUUACAAUUGCUAUUUUAUUAUAGUUAAAGUUGUUUGUAGUUUUUCCUGGCAAUAAUAAAUAUACAUGGUGUUUCGACAACCUAAAGUUUAUAUGGAUCCAUGCCAUUUAUGAUUACUUCUUUGAAGUUGUUCAGAUCAUAGACCCUUUUCAUAAAUGGCUGCCGAUUAAAAUUCUUUUAUGUGCAUAUAAAUUGGCCCAACUAGCCUCAUACUCAUGUUAAGAUUUCAAAGUAAUUUCUACCCAGAAACGAGGCUAGUUGGGCCAAUUUAUAUGUGCAUAAAAGAAUUUUUAAUCGGCAGCCAUUUAUGAAAAGGGUCUAUAAGUAGGGAGAUUAGAGUUUAGGAUUAAUUAAAACUAUUUCUUACUAUAUUAUUUUAUGUGACAAGCAUUUGUUUUCAUUGGUUGGCUGCCGACUCUUCCUGUAUUGCCAAUGUGCAAUAUGCAAUUUCUAUUUGAAAGACCUUGGUUUGACAUUUUUCCAUACAGCUCUCAGUUAGCUAUGCAUUUUCACCACACAUGUUAGGAAAACUACCCAACA